CCGCGUCGUCUCGCGAGAUUAGGUGCCGCGGCUCUUGCGCUCAGGGGUCCAGCAGUCAGUAGGGGGCUUUGGGUUGUUUUAAGAUGGCGGAGGCGGCUGGAGCUCGUAACUGAACCUUCUGACCGACCAGUUGGCGCGGCGUUGUGAGUACAUCCUCUCUGAGGUCCUGGUUCCUUGAAGUUUCUGGACAACACUUGCGAGGUCUUGCAACAGACUCUUUCAAAUGCAGUUUUCUGCUCCUUUCACGUGCCCUGCUGGUUCCAGCUAGAUUUGUAGAAUCGACAAACUCAAGAUGAAGGUGGACAGGACGAAGCUGAAGAAGACGCCAACAGAGGCACCUGCUGAUUGCAGGUCUCUGAUUGACAAGCUGAAACUUUGUACUGAUGAGCAACUUCUGCUGGAACUACAGCAGAUCAAAACAUGGAACAUAGGAAAAUGUGAGCUAUAUCAUUGGGUGGACCUUUUGGAUCGCUUUGAUGGGAUCCUGGCCGACGCUGGGCAGACUGUGGAGAACAUGUCUUGGAUGCUUGUGUGUGAUAGACCUGAGAAGGAGCAACUGAAAGCGCUUCUUCUGGCAGUGCUCAACUUCACUGCCUUACUUAUUGAAUACAGCUUCUCACGGCAUCUCUACAGCUCGAUCGAGCACCUGACCACUCUGCUAGCUUCUUCUGACAUGCAAGUUGUGCUGGCUGUGCUAAACCUUCUGUAUGUCUUCAGCAAGAGAUCCAAUUACAUCACGCGUCUGGCCUCUGACAAAAGAACACCCCUAUUGUCACGACUGCAGCAUCUUGCAGAGAGUUGGGGAGGGAAAGAAAAUGGCUUUGGUCUUGCUGAGUGUUGCAAAGACAUGCAGAUGUCGAAAUACCCACCAAGCGCCACUACUCUUCAUUUUGAAUUUUAUGCAGAACCUGGAUCUGAAGUAAAAGUAGAGAAAAGGGCGUCCAGUAAUACACUACAUUACAUUCACAUAGAAGAGUUAGAUAAGAUUUCUGAAAGUCCCUCUGAGAUCAUGGAGUCUCUAACUAAAUUGCACAGCAUUCCCAAGGACAAGCAGAUGCUUUUAUUUACUCACAUACGACUGGCUCAUGGUUUUUCUAAUCACAAGAAGAGACUACAAGCAGUCCAGGCCAGACUACACGCUAUUUCUAUUUUAGUUUAUUCUAAUGCCUUGCAAGAGUCUGCAAACAGCAUUCUUUACAAUGGUUUAAUAGAGGAAUUAGUGGAUGUUCUCCAGAUAACCGACAAGCAGCUCAUGGAUAUUAAAGCAGCGUCUCUGAGAACCUUGACCUCUAUUGUUCACUUGGAAAGAACGCCAAAGUUGAGCAGCAUCAUAGACUGCACUGGUACUGCCUCUUACCAUGGCUUUUUACCUGUUCUUGUCCGAAACUGUAUUCAGGCUAUGAUUGAUCCCACAAUGGAGCCGUACCCUCAUCAGUUUGCCACUGCUCUGUUUUCAUUCUUGUAUCAUCUAGCCAGUUACGAUGCCGGUGGUGAAGCACUGGUUUCUUGUGGCAUGAUGGAAGCACUUUUAAAGGUGAUCAAGUUCCUAGGAGAUGAACAGGACCAGAUCACGUUUGUGACGCGAGCGGUGAGGGUUGUUGACCUCAUUACAAACUUGGAUAUGGCGGCGUUUCAGUCUCACAGCGGGUUGUCCAUAUUCAUUUAUCGUCUGGAGCAUGAAGUUGAUUUGUGCAGGAAAGAGUGUCCAUUUGUUAUUAAACCAAAAAUUCAGCGCCCCAGCACUGUUCAGGAGGGAGAAGAAAUGGAAACAGACAUGGAAGUUUCUGACGUAGCCAUGGAAAGCAGCCCAGGUCCUUCCACGUCCUCAGAUCCACGGCCUAUGACCACAAGUAGCAGUGCAGGGAGUUUAGUAAUGCCACGCUCUGGGGUGCAGUGCAUUCCACAAAGAGCAGCCUUGUUGAAAUCUAUGCUAAAUUUUUUGAAGAAAGCAAUUCAGGAUCCGGCUUUCUCAGACGGAAUUCGUCAUGUGAUGGAUGGAACUCUUCCAACAUCCCUGAAACACAUAAUCAGUAAUGCAGAAUAUUACGGACCUUCCCUCUUCUUGCUGGCUACCGAAGUGGUAACGGUCUUCGUGUUUCAAGAGCCCUCUCUACUCUCCUCUCUCCAAGACAAUGGUUUGACAGAUGUGAUGCUGCAUGCUCUGCUUAUAAAAGAUGUACCUGCUACCCGGGAGGUUCUAGGCUCCCUUCCAAAUGUUUUCAGUGCACUUUGUCUGAAUGCCCGUGGUUUGCAGUCAUUUGUGCAGUGCCAACCUUUCGAAAGACUUUUUAAAGUAUUGUUAUCACCAGACUACCUUCCUGCCAUGAGGAGGAGACGUAGCUCAGAUCCAUUAGCUUUGACCUCUCUCCGGUCUCCUGCAGGCGAUACAGCCUCUAACCUGGGCAGUGCUGUUGAUGAGCUGAUGAGGCACCAGCCCACGUUAAAAACCGAUGCCACCACUGCUAUUAUUAAGCUUUUAGAAGAAAUAUGCAAUCUUGGUAGGGACCCAAAGUAUAUUUGUCAAAAGCCAUCAAUUCAAAAGGCCGAUGGCACAGCAACUGCCCCUCCACCCCGGUCUAACCAUGCGGCAGAGGAGGCUUCCAGUGAAGACGAGGAGGAGGAAGAAGUGCAAGCUAUGCAGAGUUUCACUGCAAAUCAGCAGAGCGAAGUCGAACCAAGCCAGCAUGUGGUGGGAAACGAAGAAAGAAUUCCGAUUCCUCUCAUGGACUACAUUCUCAACGUGAUGAAAUUUGUGGAAUCCAUACUGAGCAACAACACAACAGAUGAUCACUGCCAGGAGUUUGUGAGCCAGAAGGGUCUCCUGCCCCUGGUAACCAUAUUGGGCCUUCCUAACCUACCUAUUGACUUCCCUACCUCUGCUGCAUGCCAGGCCGUGGCUGGAGUAUGCAAAUCCAUCCUGACGUUAUCUCAUGAGCCCAAAGUUCUCCAGGAAGGGCUCCUUCAGCUGGACUCAAUUCUUUCCUCUCUUGAUCCUCUUCAUCGACCAAUCGAGGCACCAGGGGGAUCUGUACUGCUGAGAGAGUUGGCCUGUGCCGGGAAUGUCACAGAUGCCACGCUUUCUGCUCAGGCCACACCACUGCUCCAUGCUCUCACUGCAGCACAUGCCUACAUCAUGAUGUUUGUCCACACGUGCAGAGUAGGACAGAGUGAGAUCCGCGCCAUAUCUGUGAACCAGUGGGGCUCCCAGUUGGGACUCAAUGUGUUGAACAAGCUUAGCCAGCUAUACUGCUCUCUGGUGUGGGAAAGCACCGUUUUGCUUUCUCUGUGUACUCCGAACAGUUUGCCAUCUGGGUGUGAGUUUGGUCAAGCAGACAUGCAAAAACUUGCCCCCAAGGAGGAGAAGACGGCGAGUACAUUACCCCAAGGAGCCAAAAGAACAGAUGGAGAUGUCGAAACUUCGGCUGUAAAUGAAGAAACAACUGGUUUGCUGGAAGGUAUUGGGUUGGACGGUGACUCGCUGGCCCCCAUGGAGACCGACGAACCAAGCACUUCUGAUCCGAAGGGUAAACCGAAGAUCACACCCGCCAUGGCUGCCAGGAUCAAGCAGAUCAAGCCACUGCUGUCAGCCUCCUCGAGGUUGGGUCGAGCCUUAGCGGAGCUUUUUGGACUCUUGGUGAAACUGUGUGUGGGGUCCCCUGUCCGACAAAGGAGAAGCCAUCAUGCAGCGAGUACAACCACAGCCCCUACUCCAGCGGCUCGUUCUACUGCGUCUGCCCUGACAAAAUUGCUCACCAAAGGUCUCUCCUGGCAGCCUCCCCCCUAUACUCCCACACCAAGGUUCAGGUUGACAUUUUUUAUCUGCUCUGUUGGCUUUACAUCUCCGAUGUUGUUUGAUGAGCGGAAAUAUCCAUAUCACCUUAUGUUACAGAAGUUUCUAUGUUCUGGCGGGCACAAUGCACUUUUUGAAACCUUUAACUGGGCCCUUUCAAUGGGUGGGAGAGUACCUAUUUCUGAAGGCUUGGAGCACCCUGACCUGCCAGAUGGUACCGGGGAGUUUUUGGAUGCCUGGCUCAUGUUGGUGGAAAAGAUGGUGAAUCCUACAACUGUUCUUGAAUCUCCACACUCUCUGCCACCCACCAAGCUACCUGGAGGACAGAACUUCCCUCAGUUCAGCUCUCUGCGCUUCCUAGUGGUUACACAGAAGGCAGCAUUUACUUGUAUAAAGAACUUGUGGAACCGGAAGCCGCUGAAGGUGUAUGGCGGGCGUAUGGCAGAGUCCAUGCUUGCCAUCAUGUGUCAUAUUCUUCACGGGGAGCCCGUAAUUCGAGAGCGCUUGAGUAAAGAGAGGGAGGGAAGCCGCGAAGAAGAAGCUGGACAGCCGGAUGAGAGCGGCACAAGGCGGGAACCUCAAGUGAACCAACAGCAACUUCAGCAGGUGCUCAUGGAUAUGGGUUUUACUCGUGAGCAUGCAAUGGAAGCACUUCUGAACACAAGCACCAUGGAGCAAGCUACCGAGUACCUCCUCACCCACCCCCCUCCUCUCAUCGGUGGAGUUGUGCGGGACUUGAGUAUGUCAGAGGAAGAUCAGAUGCUGAGAGCCAUUGCCAUGUCGUUGGGACAAGAUAUCCCUAUGGAACAGAGGGCAGAACUGCCCGAGGAAACUGCCCGGCGCAAAGAGGAAGAGGAGCGGAAGGCGAGGGAGAAGCAGGAGGAGGAGGAGGCCAAAUGCCUGGAGAAGUUUCAAGAUGCUGAACCUCUGGAGCAAGAGGAGCUUCAUGGCUUCACAGACACUAUGCUUCCAGGCUGCUUCCAUCUUCUGGAUGAGCUACCAGACACUGUUUACCGCGUCUGUGAUCUCAUUAUGACUGCUGUGAAGCGAAAUGGAGCCGACUAUCGGGACAUGAUUCUCAAGCAAGUGGUUAACCAGGUGUGGGAAGCUGCAGAUGUCCUUAUUAAGGCCGCUCUUCCACUGACCACCAAUGACACCAAAACUGUGUCAGAAUGGAUAAGCCAGAUGGCUACCCUUCCUCAAGCCUCCAAUUUGGCCACUCGAAUCCUCUUGCUGACUCUGCUUUUUGAGGAGCUGAAGCUGCCAUGUGCCAGGGUUGUAGAAACAAGUGGCAUCCUUAAUGUACUGAUCAAGCUCCUAGAAGUGGUCCAACCAUGCCUGCAGGCAGCCAAGGAGCAGAAAGAAGUGCAGACCCCCAAGUGGAUUACCCCUGUCCUACUGCUGAUUGAUUUCUACGAGAAGACCUCCAUUUCCUCCAAGAGAAGAAUGCAGAUGAACAGGUAUCUACAGUCAAGUGGUAACAACUGGCGUUGGUUUGAUGACCGAUCAGGACGUUGGUGUAGCUACAGUGCUAGCAACAACAGCACUAUAGAUGCAGCCUGGAAAGCCGGGGAGACUUGUGUUCGAUUUACAGCCGGUCGCCGGAGAUACACUGUACAAUUUACCACCAUGGUCCAGGUAAACGAAGAAACUGGUAAUCGGCGCCCUGUGAUGCUAAUGUUACUGCGAGUUCCAAGAUUACUGAAAAGUGGCAAGGACGGCAAUGGACAAGAACUGAAUAAGACCUUUGAGGAAGGCACAGAAAUUGAAACCAAGCAAAAUGAGGAGAAGGUGGCUGAGACUACACCAGUUGCUGAAAACCCAACAAUAGAAAGAGAAUCGCCUCCUGAAGAGCCUAAAGUUGGAGACAUAGUGAUCCAAGGGCUGACAGAAGAGAUGGUGACUGUGCUGAUCCGAUCAUGUGUUAGCAUGUUGGGCGUACCUGUGGAUCCGGACACGUUACAUGCAACCCUUCGCCUGUGUUUGCGUCUUACGCGUGACCACAAAUAUGCUAUGAUGUUUGCUGAACUCAAGAGUACACGCAUGAUUCUGAGCUUGACCCAGAGCUCUGGAUUCAAUGGCUUUACACCAUUAGUUACCCUGCUCUUCAGGCAUAUAAUAGAGGAUCCAUGCACUUUGCAACACACAAUGGAAAAGGUUGUACGUUCAGCAGCAACAAGUGGAGCUGGCAGCACAACUUCUGGAGUUGUAUCCGGAAGCCUAGGGUCUCGGGAGAUUAACUAUAUUCUUAGAGUUCUGGGCCCGGCAGCCUGCCGAAAUCCUGAUAUAUUUACAGAGGUAGCAAACAGUUGCAUCCGCAUAGCUCUGCCUGCUCCACGAGGAUCUGGAACUGCAUCUGAUGAUGAAUUUGAGAAUCUCCGUAUCAAGGGUCCUAAUGCUGUCCAGUUGGUUAAGACCACGCCUGUGAAACCAUCCACUCUCCCUGUCAUCCCUGAUACGAUAAAGGAGGUUAUCUAUGACAUGUUGAAUGCUCUGGCAGCUUAUCAUGCGCCUGAAGAAGUGACUGAGAAGACCGAGCAGAAACCUGUGGGUAUGAACCAAGAAGUCAGUCAGAUCUUGCAAGACAUGGGGGAUGAAGUGUUCCAGCAGUACCGAGAUCUCACCAGACAAGGCAGUGACUUUGAUCCCCAGGGUAGCUUUGCUCUAAAUGCCCGUGUCUUCACCGCUGACAGUUCAUCCACAGAAACUCCACAAUCUGGGACCCCUCAAGGAGAAACAGCACUAACCCCAGAGGAAAACCGUGAAGGUGGCAAAAAGGACAAAGAGGGGGAUCGCAAUUCAGAAGAGGCAAAGCAGAAGGCUAAAGGCAGCAAACCACUGCUACCCACAUCUACUAUACUUCGACUGUUGGCUGAGCUUGUCAGGUCAUAUGUGGGUAUCGCCACACUCAUAGCAAACUACAACUACACUGCUGGGCAAUCGGAGCUCAUUAAAGAGGAUUGCAGUGUCCUGGCUUUUGUCUUGGAUCAUCUCCUCCCACACACUCAGAAUGCUGAGGACAAGGACACCCCAGCCUUGGCACGCCUGUUCCUCGCCAGCCUGGCCGCAGCUGGUAGUGGUACUGAUGCACAAGUUGCCCUGGUGAAUGAAGUAAAAGCUGCACUUGGUCGCGCACUAGCAAUGGCUGAGAGUGCGGAGAAGCAUGCCAGGUUGCAGGCUGUGAUGUGUAUUAUUAGCACUAUAAUGGAGUCCUGCCCAUCCACUUCAAGCUUCUACAGCAGCGCCACCACCAAAACUCAGCACAACGGCAUGAACAAUAUUAUUCGUCUCUUCCUGAAGAAAGGCCUCGUUAGUGAUCUGGCGAGGGUGCCUCAUAGUCUAGACUUAUCAAGUCCAAACAUGGCAAACACUGUGAAUGCAGCGCUAAAGCCUUUAGAGACCUUGUCACGUAUAGUCAACCAGCCAAGCAGUCUGUUUGGGAGCAAAGGCACUUCUGGAAAAAAUAAGUCUGAGCAGGACACUCAUGGAGCUCCUCGGGACCCGAACAGUAACCAGCCAGAUACAGGGGAAGCUGGAGCUGAAGCUCAGGAGGAAGACCCGGAUGUUUCCCAGGCUGAGGUGGCAGAUGGAGAUAUUAUGGAUGGAGAGGUUGAGACUGAUGCAGUGGUAAUUGCUGGGCAGCCAGAAGUUCUAAGCACCCAGGAGAUGCAGGUAGAGACUGAGUUAGAAGAUCUAAUAGAUGAGCUGCUGGAGAGAGAUGGAGCUGCAGGAAGUCGAGUGGGGGAAGAUGAAUCGCAGGAAGAUGUAUUGAUGGAUGAGGCUCCUACAAAUCUGAGCCAAGCAUCUACACUUCAGGCAAACCGGGAAGAUUCUAUGAACAUCCUAGACCCAGAAGAUGAAGAAGAACAUACACAAGAAGAGGACAGCAGUGGCAGCAAUGAAGACGAAGAUGACAGUCAGGAGGAGGAGGAAGAGGAGGAGGAAGAUGAAGAUGAUCAGGAUGACGAAGAGGGUGAGGAAGGGGAUGAAGACGACGAUGAUGAUUGUUCGGAAAUGGAGCUGGAUGAGGAUUACCCCGACAUGAAUGCAUCUCCCCUUGUGCGCUUUGAGAGAUUUGACAGAGAGGACGAUCUCAUUAUAGAGUUUGAUAACAUGUUCUCUAAUGCCACAGACAUUCCUCCUUCGCCUGGUAACAUCCCUGCCACUCAUCCUUUAAUGGUUCGUCAUGCAGACCAUGGAUCUCUCACAUUGGGCAGCGGUACUUCCACAACUCGUCUGGCACAGGGCAUUGGCAGAAGCCAGCGUACUCUGCGGCAGAUCACUGCUAAUGCCGGCCACACCAUUCAUGUUCACUAUCCUGGGAACAGGCAACCAAACCCACCUUUAAUCCUGCAAAGGUUGCUUGGCCCGUCGGCUGCUGCGGACAUUUUGCAGCUAAGCAGCAGUCUUCCCCUUCAAAGCCGCGGCCGUGCACGGCUCCUCGUUGGCAAUGACGAUGUCCACAUAAUAGCUCGCUCUGAUGAUGAACUGCUAGAUGACUUUUUCCAUGAUCAGAGUACUGCUACUAGUCAGGCCGGCACUCUUUCCAGUAUUCCUACUGCUUUGACUCGAUGGACAGAAGAAUGUAAGGUGUUAGAUGCUGAGAGCAUGCAUGAUUGUGUAUCAGUGGUUAAAGUUCCCAUAAUUAACCACCUUGAAGCUUUGAGGGAUGAGGAGCUGGAGGAGCGGCGAGAGAAGAGGCGAAAACAGCUGGCAGAAGAGGAGGCCAAGAUGGCAGAGAAGGCCAAGGAAGAGAAGGACCCAAAGGAUCCAAAUCCUCAGGCUGCAAACUCCAAGAGGAAUGCCUCGUUUGAGCUGAGCCUUGCAGAUCAAGAUGGAAGUGGUCGUCCUGAGAACUUCCCCACAGCCCCAUCUUCUGCUGAGGGCACCCCAACAAGUCCAGAACUUGUUGCUCUGGAUCCUACGUUGCGUGCUCAUCCUCCUGAGGCUGCUUUGGCAGACCUCCCUCAAAGCUUGCACACCGAGCCAGGUACGGAGGAUACUGGCCAAUUGCUCAUGCCGUCUGAUCAAGAGGAGUCUGGACCAGGGAGAUCCAGUGCAGAGGGCGAUGCUACUCAAAUGGAGCUAUCACCAGCACCAACCAUCACUUCUCUUUCGCCUGAGCGAGCAGAGGAUUCGGAUGCUCUCACUGCCGUUAGUAGUCAGUUGGAGGGGUCUCCCAUGGAUACCAGUAGCCUUGCAUCUGGUCCACUGGAGGAAGGAGUUGGGGAGUCAUCUGGCAUUAUUAGUUCAGAGCAGCCUCUAGUGGUCACCACAAGUAUUGCAGUUGGCCAGCAGGCUGUGGAACCUCCAGCUGUAAAUGAGGGUCAAGUGGUGUCUCAGCUGGACGAUGACAGUUCUCCAGUGGCACCCUCUGCUGAAAUGCCUUCCACCAGAGAUCCCAGUGUAGCCUUGUUAGCAACCGAUACUAGUGGUAUUCUGGAAGAACCUUUACCAUCCACAAGUAGCGAAGAGGAGGAUCCAUUAGCAGGUAUCAACUUACCUGAAGGAGUGGAUCCGUCCUUUCUUGCCGCCCUUCCAGAAGAUAUUCGCAGAGAAGUGCUACAGAACCAACUUGGCAUCAGACCACCUGCUCGGGCCCCUCCUACUACUGCCCCGGUUAUUCCUCCGCCAGUUGUAGGUAGUGCUGGUGUCACUGAGGUCAGCCCGGAAUUCCUAGCUGCUUUACCACCCGCUAUACAGGAAGAGGUCUUGGCUCAGCAGAGAGCAGAACAGCAGAGAAGAGAACUUUCUCAGAACACUACAUCUGAUACCCCGAUGGAUCCGGUGACGUUCAUCCAAACUUUGCCAUCUGAUCUUCGUCGUAGUGUUUUAGAAGACAUGGAAGACAGUGUUCUGGCAGUGAUGCCCCCAGACAUAGCCGCUGAGGCGCAGGCUCUGCGGAGGGAACAGGAGGCACGGCAGAGGCAACUCAUGCAUGAAAGGCUCUUUGGGCACAGCAGUACAUCAGCGCUCUCUGCCAUCCUGAGAAGCCCAGCAUUUACAAGCCGCCUAAGUGGAAACAGGGGUGUACAGUACACCCGUUUGGCAGUGCAGAGAGGAAGCACUUUCCAGAUGGGAAGCAGCAGCACGCACACAAGGCCUGCAGGCAGUAAUGUGGACAGCUUGCUACGUCUGCGAGGACGAUUGUUAUUGGAUCACGAAGCCCUCUCCUGUUUGCUCGUCCUGCUUUUUGUCGAUGAGCCUAAAUUGAACACCAGCCGUCUGCACAGAGUCUUACGAAACCUUUGUUACCACGCGCAGACCCGCAAUUGGGUUAUCAAAAGCCUCUUGUCCAUCCUGCAGCGGAGCAGCGAGAGUGAACUCUGUAUAGAGAGCCCCAAGACUUCUCUUGCUGGAAGUGAUAAAAGGGGAUCCGCCAAGGCUUGUUCUUCCAGCCAUGACGGUCGCCCCCUGGAGCUGCUGCAUAAAAUGGAAUCCAAGAACUCUAACCAGCUGUCCUGGCUCUCUGUUUCAAUGGACGCCGCUCUUGGCUGCCGAACAAACAUAUUCCAAAUCCAGAGAUCCUUAGGGCGCAAACACACAGAAAAGCAUGCAGCCUGCGGCUCUACUGUUCACAUUCACCCACAAGCUGCCCCUGUGGUGUGCAGGCAUGUGUUGGACACUCUUAUUCAGUUAGCCAAGGUGUUCCCAAGCCAUUUCACACAGCAGAGGACCAAAGAGUGCAAUGUAGAAAACAGUGAAAACAAGGAGCGGAGUAUAAAAUUGACUUGUAGCCCCUGUCCUACACCGUCUGGUAACAGUGGGGCAAGCAACAUCUCCACAGACUUCUGGGACUUGUUAGUGAAGUUAGACAAUAUGAAUGUGAGCCGUAAGGGGAAAACGUCUAUAAAGUCCGUGCCUGUGAGUUCUGGAGGAGAAUCGGAAAGCUUGCAGUGUAGCCUGGAGGCCUCUCCUUUGGGACAGCUCAUGAAUAUGUUAUCUCAUGCUGUCAUUCGACGGAGUUCGCUGCUUACAGAAAAACUGCUCAGACUCCUCUCCUUAAUAUCCAUCGCCUUGCCUGAUAAUAAAUUACCAGACAGUAUGGCUAAUCCAAGUAAUGCAAUUGCACCCGCCCCUGCCCCAACGCCCGCAACAGCACCAGUACCUCUUCCUGUACCCGCUGUAACUCUGCCAACAGUGGCCAACACAAGUGUUGUGACAACUGUGAUGAAAAGUACAAAGCCUACUGCGAAGUCAAUCGAGUUCAGUGUACCAGACAAAAUGGCCGCUUCAGGACUAACAGAGAAACAGCUGCAGCUCUCCGUGGAGGUGUUAACAUCUCAUUCGUGCUCAGAAGAAGGAUUAGAGGACGCAGCCAAUGUGUUGCUUCAGCUAUCCAGAGGUGACGCAGGGACACGAGACACUGUAUUAAAGCUGCUGCUCAGCGGGGCCCACCAUCUAGGAUAUUCUCUGUGUAAACAGAUAGGUACACUGUUGGCAGAAUUGCGAGAGUACAACCUCGAUCAGCAGAAGCGCAUUCAGUGUGAGGUUCUGUCCCCGGAUGGCAUGCCUGAGGAGCAGCCUCAUAACACCAAGGCAAAGGGCAAAAUGCAGAGCAGGUCUCUCCCCACUCCAUCCCUACGAUCCAGGUUUGACAUUGCAGAGAGUGUGGUCAUCGUGGCCUCGCAGAAGAGACCUCUGGGGGGUAGAGAACUCCAGUUACCGUCUAUGUCCAUGCUGACGUCAAAGACCUCCACACAAAAAUUCUUCCUGCGAGUGCUACAGGUGAUCAUUCAGCUCCGAGAUGACACCAGAAGAGCCAACAAGAAGGCCAAGCAAACCAGCAGACUAGGGGCUGCCAGUCUGGCCUCGGCUAGCAGCAUCCAGGCAGCUGUGCAGCAGCUGGAGGCUGAGGCUGAUGCCAUUAUACAAAUGGUACGUGAGGGUCAAAGGGCGCGGAGACAGCUGCAAACUGCAACGGCGGAAGGUUCAGCUCGCAGGGAGGAAUCUCCUAUGGAUGUCGACCAACCAUCGCCAGCCACACAAGAUACCCAGUCAGUCGGCUCUGAAGGAUCUCAAGCUGCUGAAAAGAAAGAGGAAGAGCGUCUCCCGGAGUUGCCCCUGCUGAGCGAACAGCUGAGUCUGGAUGAGUUGUGGGACAUGUUGGGAGAAUGCUUGAAGGAGCUGGAGGAGUCUCAUGAUCAACAUGCAGUGCUAGUUCUUCAGCCGGCUGUAGAAGCGUUCUUCCUGGUCCACGCAACGGAAAGAGAGAGCAAACCUCCUGUGCGGGACACACGGGAAAGCCAACUGGCUCACAUAAAAGAUGAGCCUCCCCCAUUAUCACCAGCACCCCUCACUCCUGCGACACCUUCUUCCUUAGAUCCCUUCUUUUCAAGGGAGCCCUCAGCUAUGCACAUCUCAUCCAGCCUGCCUCCUGACACCCAGAAGUUCCUACGAUUUGCAGAGACGCAUCGCACUGUGUUAAAUCAGAUCCUCAGGCAGUCUACUACACACUUGGCCGAUGGACCCUUUGCUGUUCUUGUAGAUUACAUUAGGGUCCUGGACUUUGAUGUUAAACGCAAGUAUUUCCGUCAGGAGCUCGAACGCCUGGAUGAAGGAUUGCGAAAAGAAGAUAUGGCUGUACAUGUGAGACGAGACCAUGUGUUUGAAGACUCCUACCGCGAACUGCACAGGAAGUCCCCUGAAGAAAUGAAAAACCGAUUGUAUAUAGUGUUUGAGGGGGAAGAAGGCCAGGAUGCUGGUGGGCUUCUCCGAGAAUGGUACAUGAUCAUCUCCAGGGAAAUGUUCAAUCCAAUGUAUGCUCUAUUCCGCACCUCACCUGGGGAUCGGGUCACCUACACCAUCAACCCCUCCUCUCACUGCAACCCCAACCACCUCAGCUACUUCAAGUUUGUCGGACGGAUAGUCGCUAAAGCAGUGUAUGACAACCGGCUCCUGGAGUGCUACUUCACGCGGUCGUUCUACAAGCACAUCUUAGGCAAAUCAGUCAGAUACACUGACAUGGAGAGCGAGGAUUAUCACUUCUACCAGGGAUUAGUGUACUUGCUUGAGAACGAUGUCUCCACACUGGGAUACGACUUAACUUUCAGCACUGAGGUUCAGGAAUUUGGUGUCUGUGAAGUUCGUGACUUAAAGCCCAAUGGUGCAAACAUCUUGGUCACAGAAGACAACAAGAAGGAAUAUGUUCACCUUGUGUGCCAGAUGAAGAUGACAGGUGCGAUCCGAAAACAGUUGGCGGCUUUCCUGGAGGGAUUUUAUGAAAUUAUCCCCAAGCGUCUGAUCUCAAUAUUCACAGAGCAGGAACUGGAGCUGCUCAUUUCUGGCUUGCCCACCAUAGAUAUCGAUGACUUGAAAUCUAACACAGAGUAUCACAAGUAUCAGUCUAACUCCAUACAGAUUCAGUGGUUCUGGAGAGCGCUGCGCUCCUUUGACCAAGCGGACAGAGCCAAGUUUCUUCAGUUUGUCACUGGAACGUCUAAGGUUCCCUUGCAGGGCUUUGCGGCUCUCGAGGGAAUGAAUGGCAUUCAGAAAUUCCAAAUCCAUAGAGAUGAUCGGUCUACGGACAGGCUGCCUUCUGCCCACACAUGUUUUAACCAGUUGGACCUUCCAGCCUACGAGAGCUACGAGAAGCUACGUCACAUGCUGCUUUUGGCAAUUCAGGAGUGCUCCGAAGGGUUCGGCCUGGCCUAGGAUGACCCCUGCUGCGUAUUGUUUUCUACUGUUGGACAUUAAAGAGAGCAAAAGCGAAACCAAGCCAUGCAUCUAUCUCGCUCACCCUGCUGGCACCGAGAAGAGGGACUUGCCUUCUAAAGCUGCCGUUUGUCUCCGGUCCCUUCCAACGGCGAACCGGCCGUACUGAGAACACUGCUCUGAGGAAUGUAGAGAACGGAGAGGAGCAGGCGGGAUGGGGGGGGAGAAAUGAUAUAGUAUAUAAAUAUAUUUUUUUUCAUUUUUUUUUUUUUUUUUUUUUUUGCUUUUUCUUCAGUUUUGCCUAAGGAAGAGUUGAUUUGGUUUGGCUCUUCUAAUGAGAAAAAACAAACAAAAACCUGAAUGCAGGGUAGGGAAGCUGGUGAAAUGGUUUAAGUU
Molecule: messenger RNA, 13840 nt
Organism: Bufo bufo (common toad)
Lineage: Eukaryota; Metazoa; Chordata; Amphibia; Anura; Bufonidae
Gene: HUWE1
Product: HECT, UBA and WWE domain containing E3 ubiquitin protein ligase 1
Exons: 84
Coding region: 293-13444 (4383 amino acids)
Biological process (GO): protein polyubiquitination; membrane fusion; Golgi organization
Cellular component (GO): nucleus; Golgi membrane
Molecular function (GO): ubiquitin-protein transferase activity; zinc ion binding; protein binding
Source: RefSeq, a predicted model, not a curated record